AUGACCAAUCAUCGGCGGCCCACCUCUACCACGAACAGCAACAGUACGAGCAACGUGGUCACAAGACGUCUGCGUGGUCGCGCUAGCCAGGCAAAUUCGCACGACGAGGAUCAUGAGGAAGAGGAUGCAGCUGCCUCCGAUGAGGGCACUGAUGGAGGCUCUAGCUCGCAGAGCUACGAAGAUGAGGAUGAAGACUCCGACUCGGAAGACAAUCAGCCACUGACUAGCUACGUCUCGCCCAGCAAUGGUCGUCCGAGGCGCAAGGCGAAAACCUCCUCCUCAUCUGCGACAACUCAAGAUCGUCCGCUGCGGCGCACACGUCGCCCGCCAUCGAAUAACUCCAUAGCGAACGACAACGAUGACGAUGACGACUAUGUUGUGCCGCGCAGUCGUCGUGCCAACCGGGGUGGAAACCAGCGCGCCGGGCGUAACCAAAAGAGGCCGCGCUACAAUGAGCAGUCUGAGGAGGAAGAGGCGGCGGCUGGCUAUUCCCAUCGCAGUAAACGAAUCCGCAACGGCGAUGCCCAUGCCAGCUCCCAGGAGCGAUCACAGGCCUCCACCGAGCGGGACCAGGCGGAAGACGAGGAUGGUAGUUCGGUGGACUCGGAUGACCAGCGGGUGAACGUGAGCAGCAGAGGCAGGGUGCGCAAGCCGUCUGCUAAGGCGCGCGGUAUCUUCAAGGAGUGA
Messenger RNA from Drosophila teissieri, 687 nucleotides. RefSeq names its product nucleolin 1-like. Bases 1 to 687 code for a protein of 228 amino acids. The transcript has 2 exons. Lineage: Eukaryota; Metazoa; Arthropoda; Insecta; Diptera; Drosophilidae. The record is from RefSeq and is a predicted model, not a curated record.